AUGACUCUGGAAGCACUAGCAAUGCAGACAGAACCUGGUGCUGAGAGACCAUGCGUCCUCAAAGUCCUAGCAAUCCUGCAGGCAACCGCGUCCAGACUCCAGAGACCUCUUGAGAUCGCCACGGAUCCCAACUGCUCCUGUGCCACUGGUGGCUUCUGCGCCUGCGCCAGCUCCUGCAAAUGCACAGGCAAAUGUACCUCCCGCAAGAAGAGCUGCUGCUCCUGCUGCCCCAUGGGCUGUGCCACAUGUGCCCGGGGCUGCAUCUGCAAAGGGGCGUCAGACAAAUGCAGCUGCAGCUGCUGUGCCUGCUGUCGAGAGAGCCCUGCUCCCAGAUGCAAAUAG
This is a messenger RNA of Lemur catta (Ring-tailed lemur), 342 nucleotides long. RefSeq names its product metallothionein-1L-like. The coding region runs from base 1 to 342 and encodes 113 amino acids. The transcript is spliced from 2 exons. Lineage: Eukaryota; Metazoa; Chordata; Mammalia; Primates; Lemuridae. The record is from RefSeq and is a predicted model, not a curated record. Gene Ontology annotation, molecular function: metal ion binding.